Molecule: messenger RNA, 865 nt
Organism: Marmota monax (woodchuck)
Lineage: Eukaryota; Metazoa; Chordata; Mammalia; Rodentia; Sciuridae
Gene: Spa17
Product: sperm autoantigenic protein 17
Exons: 5
Coding region: 239-688 (149 amino acids)
Biological process (GO): binding of sperm to zona pellucida
Cellular component (GO): sperm principal piece; membrane; sperm fibrous sheath
Molecular function (GO): calmodulin binding
Source: RefSeq, a predicted model, not a curated record
UCGCUCUCCAACACAAAGACCUCGGCUUUUACCUCUCGUAUUCUCUCAGCAUCCCCUACACACUCUGGGGACCCGGGAGCAGAUUGGGAGCCAAGGCAGCCCAUCCUUCGAGAGUUUGAAAUCCCAGGUCCUCGACGGAAUCACACCAUCCGCCCUCCCUCCCCAGCCUGGUUCAGGGUCUCACCUGUCCUUUCACAACGCCUGGAGGAAGGUACUCUAGGCAAUUCUUCCCAAGGAGAUGUCGAUUCCAUUCUCCAACACCCAUUAUCGAAUUCCACAAGGAUUUGGGAAUCUUCUUGAAGGCCUGACACGUGAGAUUCUGAGGGAACAACCAGAAAACAUACCAGCUUUUGCAGCAGCAUAUUUUGAGAACCUUCUAGAGAAAAGAGAGAAAACCAACUUUGAUCCAGCAGAAUGGGGGGCUAAGGUAGAGGACCGCUUCUAUAACAACCAUGCAUUCAAGGAGCAAGAAAAAUCUGCUCAAGAAAAGUCACAGACAUCUGUGAAAGGGGAAGACAUAGAAGACAUACCAGGCAAUGCAGAAGAGUUGGAGGAAGAAGAAAAAGAAAAAGAGGAAUCUGCUGCUGUCAAAAUCCAGGCAGCCUUCCGGGGACAUGUAGCCAGAGAAGAGGUAAAGAAAAUGAAAUCAGAUAAAGUUAAAGAUGAGACAGAAGAAGAAAAGGAGUAAGGACACUGGUUUCCCCCCAGAACACUUGAAAAAAUAAUCCAAAUCCAUCAACCUUGUUGGGAUUAUCGGGGUUUUUUUCCCUUAGUAAGGGAAAUUUGAUGUUGUAAAAUAACAUUUGUUGCUGUUGUGAAAAAUCUGUCAUGAGCAUUUGUUUAAUAAACACGCCAUUGAAACAUA